Molecule: messenger RNA, 1774 nt
Organism: Microdochium trichocladiopsis
Lineage: Eukaryota; Fungi; Ascomycota; Sordariomycetes; Xylariales; Microdochiaceae
Exons: 8
Coding region: 284-1423 (379 amino acids)
Source: RefSeq, a predicted model, not a curated record
GUCCGGGGAAGAGCAAAACUAUUCCGCGUCUCAAAAUGACAGAAUUGUGUCCUGGAACAAGUGACGAGGGCGCUGGUCGCAUCGCCGCACAAAGGGGCUCCUGGCAGGGGAUAGACUGUCGCACGGCCCAAGUUGAGGUGCGACGGGCACAACUGGCGAGAAUUCUUCUUCAGCACCGGGCUCGGGCUAUAUUGCAGCAUGACUCCUCAGAGGAAGAGCAAAGAGUCAUUCUGCAGGCACUCUUUGGCUUCCUCGAGCCUCCACCCAGCAUUCAACGACGACCAUGACACAAACACUGCCGCUGACGACACCAGCACUGACAUGUCUCAUCACAGGCUCUCUGCUGUGGAUUGCUGGUAGCGCUGUUGUGUGUUUUCGAUGCCUUGGACGUUUCCGAGGCGCAGGUAUUGGUGUUGACGAUUGUCUUUCUGUUGCUGCAGCCAUCCUGUCCGGAAGCGCGAUCGGGAUAGGUGCGGCAGUGUUCACCUCCGGAGUUGGCUAUGAUUUGAACCCAGAGUCUGCCGUGUAUCCCAUUCUUCUCGAGAACCUCCCCCGAAUUUUAGAGCUUACAUUCGCCUAUACCCUCAUAUACCUCUGGGCUCUCGCCGCUCUCAAGCUCAGCCAGCUCUUCCUAUAUCUGCGAACAUUCGAGCUUGAACUGAGGUGGUGGAUCUACGGGGGUAUCGGCAUUUCCAUCGCCUGGGGCGUUUCCUUCACGUUCCUCACAAUAUUUCUAUGUGAUCCGAUCCAGCAGCAGUGGACGCUGGCCCGCAUCGGCAAGUGCAAAGACCAGAUCACGGUGCUCAAGUCGCUUAUCCUGACCAACGUCCUCACGGAUCUGUUCAUUGUGAUCCUGCCAAUCCGCACAAUCUGGAACCUGCAGAUGCGUAAAACGGAAAAGGUGGUGGUGACGUUGUGUUUCGCUAUGGGCCUUGCAUGUUGUAUCAUUGGCAUAGUCCGCUUCGUCUACCUCUUCGAGAUCGACCUUCUCGGCAACCUGACCGGUACAUCCCAGUCGACAUUUAUCUUGCUCACUGUCGAGCUGGAUCUCGCAGUGCUGUGCAUCAACAUUCCCACCCUCCGACCCUUCUAUGCUCGCUUGCGCGCCAAGUACGGCUCUUUUUGGACGAGAAGCACCGACCAGGGCCCCGAUACUUCCAGCAGGAGCCAGGUUUCCGGACUCGCACCGAGAUCCAAUACUACGAACGGCAUGCGAUUCGACGACGUUUCUGCAUCAAAGAGGGGCAUCAUCGGCACGGGAACGAAGAAGAGUCAGUCCGGUGGCGCGGCUUGGAUUGAACUGAACGAUGCCGAGAGCGGAGCCGUCAGCGACGACGCUGGCUCCGAGAGGAAGUUGACUCGGGCGCCCCAUCCUGACUCUGGUGUACGCGUGUCGACGAAGUGGACAGUCACAAGGGAGUAGAGGACCGGUGUCGGCAAUGGGAAGGCAUAUUCGUCUACAUUUCUGAGUCGAGCAUCUGGAGGUGUGUACACGGAACACCCCGAUGCUCUGCUUUCAAAUCGCCCUAAAAAUGAAUAGAACAACGAAUCUGUCCAAGGACGCUGGUGGAAUUUACUGCUGCAGUUCUUGUUGUCCAAACGCCUUGUCUUCAUGAAUGAAAAAGCUCAGGUGCUCUUGAUGUCCACACCAAUUUGAGACAGCUGCGUCAAGUAUUCUCGCGAAAGUCCUAACUCCGGCGGUUGUUACGACACUUAUUCAUGAUUAGUACAGCUCAAAGAAGGCACGAUGAGGUGGUAUUGCUGUCUAUUCAGC